AUGAGAGUGCUGCUCAUCGAGACAAUUUUUCUGCAUAUGUAUUCAAAGGCUAUGUUCCCCACAUCUAAUUUACAGAAAGCACAACACAUGGAUAUAUUGCUGAAUCAUCAUUGGGGGAUAGAUGCCUACAAAAUGCUGUUAAAAUCAGUGAAGAAGACUGUGGAAAAUAGUCUAGAAAAGGCCAAGUACCCUCUGGACGGGUUCCCUGUUGCGCUUCACCUAUGGAUCUUAGAAUCCGUACCCAAGCUUCCCGCCCACAGCUUUUUUGUGUGUGAAAUAUCUUCACACAACAUCUCCUCCCAUCAAAGCGAAAGCGAUGUGGGUGUGGUACAUAUCCUUCCCAAAAUACAUGGUGACCUCGAAGACACCGUGUUUAUGCAAGACGAAGACGAUGAAGAUCUGCAUUCACUUGUGGAUCUGUUGGACAAAGGUUUCGAGCUAACGCAUGAACAAUGGAGAAGAGGGGUUUUGAAGAGAGACGUUGCAUUGCAAUACAUUGCAUCGCAGUCAUAUCGCUAUCCUCGUUCAGAAAGAGCGAGACAAAAUUCCAGACCUUCUUCAGAAGAAGAAUCAGUAGAGGCGAAGAUUAACAAGCUCAUCAAGAUGUUCGAAGAUGGACAGACACAUAUCCGUUCUCGAUUAUCAAAGAUUGAACAAAAGCUGAGAAUAUAUGAUCCUUCCGAUUCCAUUGAUGAGGAGCUUACUCUUGUGGACGUAUCGACAUGUUUAAACACCACUGGUUCGCGACGAAAUGAUUCGCUAAAUCAGAUGAACAAAAAUGUGGCAGAAGGGAAAGGCAAAUCACAGCGGGUGCCCCAGACACAGAUGGGGAAGGAUAAGGUGUCCAUACCACUGGAUCAAGAGAGACACAAAUCACAGCGGGUACAUACCCGGCCUGUGGCAACUUUCACUGAAGCAGUUACAGGCACCAGACCAAAAAAAAUGGACAAAAUUGAGGGAACAAAACAAAAUAUAGUUUGCGGACUCGUCGCUGGUAAAGCUGCUCCUGCAAAAGGGAUAUCAGGCACGAGUCCUAAACCUUACUUGACGGAAGGUGCUUUAGUCGAGGUAUCGGGUGAAGAUAACAAGUGGUUUUCUGCUUCGUUGAUAAAUAGACAGCCAGGUCUAGGUCCUAUCCAUAGCUAUUAUUUGAAGUUCUUGAGCUUUGGUAAGUAUGAGAAUGUCCAAGUGAUGCGGAUCCGUCCUACACCGCCUCCUCUGCCUGAGGCAGAACGUUCCACCGACGUUUUGACACUCACGCAAUACGUUGAUGCCUACCACUAUGACCACUGGUGCAGAGGGUAUGUUCAAGCGCUUCUCGAUGGUCCAGAAUUUUCUAUCCACCUUCAUCAUGUCGAGAAAAACCUUAAGUUCCAGAUUGGUGACGUAAAGAUUCAUAGAGAAUGGGUGGACGAGGCGUGGGAUCCUCCUGUGGAUGUGGAUAUACAUAUGAACAAUGAUGAGACAACUGAGAGUAGCAAAGAACAAGAGAUAGCACAAACACAGAUGGAAAAGGAUGAAAGGACCCAACCAAUGGAGGAGCAACAAAUUCAAAACAAGAUGGACUCCCAGGUACAAACCCCGCCUGUGAUAUCGACAUCUACGAAGACGGUUGGAGGCACUGAACCCACGGAAGCUGACAAUGAUGAUGGGAGCCAAGAAAAGGAUGAAACUACAGUCUUCCUGAACAUUUGUCAAACCUUCCUAACCCAAAAAAUGUUGUGCUUCCUGGUACAAACCUCGCUCGUGGUUACAUCCACAGAGGCGGUUGGAGGCACUGAACCCACGGAAGUUGAAAAUGAUGAUGGGAGCCAAGAAAGGGAUGCAACUACAGUCUUCCUGAACAUUUGUCAAACCUUCCUAACCCAAAAAAUGUUGUGCUUCCAAGUGCAAACCCCGCCCGUGGUUACAUCCACGGAGACGGUUGGAGGCACUGAACCCACAGAAAUUGACAAUGAUUAUGGAAGCCAAGAAAAAGAUGAAACUACUAAUGUUAAGGGAACAAUUUAUAUGGCUAUUGUUUUAUGGCAACCAUCACCAAGUGGGGUGGGAAAUCAGACGGAUGAGGUUACUUCGGAGAAGAUGGGAUUAUCCUUUCAGAAGGAUACAGCGUCUGUUGUAGCUAUGGAUACAAGUGCUAACGAAGAGUCUGCUGCUGAACACGAAAAUCAUGUGAAGGUUGUGGAUAUGUUGAGGAUUCGUCCUACUGUUGCAAACAGAAAAGCAAAGGAGAAGAGAGUUGAUGAUGAAGGUGAUCGUCCAGCUAAGAGGUUGAAAACGUUUCUAAGGAGGAGCAACAGGGACCCAAAACAAAAUAAGACUACAUAA
Thlaspi arvense is the source of this 2328-nucleotide messenger RNA. Lineage: Eukaryota; Viridiplantae; Streptophyta; Magnoliopsida; Brassicales; Brassicaceae. The record is from the annotation of a GenBank genome assembly.